CUAUUUCCCCAUAACCCCAGAAAUCCCACUUGAAAUUUCUUCUUUUUUCCCCAUUUUAUUUUCCCCAUACCAUUUCUCCCCUACCCCGAUUCCCUUUAUUUCCGCCCCGAAUUUCUGCAAAUCUGCAGCCUUCUGCAUCUCCUCAAAAGGUUAUAGCAGAAGGAGGUCUCGAACUAGCAGGUAAAGUGGUACAAAUUCAUGGAGUCCUUAUGGAUACCCCACGCCACCACAAUCUGCAUAUCCUCAACAAAAUUAUUACUACACGUCGCAACAUCCUAGUUAUGCACCACCGCCUUCAUAUAAUUAUAUAUCGCAAUCGCCUGGGUGUGUACAUAGGACUAUGGAGAGGAAAUACUCAAGGAUAUAUGAUAACUACCAGACAUUGGACCAGUAAAUUUGAUUAUGCUGUGUAGGCCAAUACUUAUGGGACAGCAGUGCCACUCAAAAUGGAUCUCGAUAGCCAAAUUCUCUCGCGGGGCACCAGGCUUUGAUCUGCUUUUGUAAUUCAUCCAAAAUUCUUGUUUUUGAUAAUGUUGAACAAAUUAGCAGCAGAACCAAAUGCAUGAAGCUUUAAGCAAACAGACUAUAUCUAUACACUAGUACUGAUAUCAAGGUAAAUGGACUUCUUGGAUCCUGUGUAGGCAUUGUGUUUAUCUAGCUCAACCAUUUCUAUGCUUGUGAAUGGAAACUGAGCAAGCGGAUUCUCACAAAAUGGAUUUUAACGCGACGGAGGAAGAGGAAUUUGGAUUCUCAAGAAACUAUUUCUUAGCAAAAGAAAUGGGCAGUUCUGGGAAGAAAUCUGCUCGUAAACUCAGUGAUAUCAACGUCGUUGACGAACAGGAACUUAGAGAAGCUUCAGCUAAUAUUGAACCAAAGCAUCAAAACGACAUUGCAGAUUUAAUAAAUAGUUACAAAAGUUUAUACCCAAAAUGGGUUUUUAAUCUCAGAUGUGGUUUUGGUCUUCUAAUGUAUGAAUCAGAAGUGCAUUUCUAUUCUUCUAUUUGUAGUUAAGAUUUAAAACUGAAGACAAAGCAAGGAGACUUCUAAGUAAUGUGCCAUUUUUUUUGAAACCAAGGGGUUAUUUUUUCGGUAUUACUCCUAAAAAAGUGAUUGCCAAAAACUGUUGUUUCGGGAUUUGUGUAUUUUUCUUUUUUUUUUUCUUGUGGUU
Molecule: messenger RNA, 1168 nt
Organism: Gossypium raimondii (Peruvian cotton)
Lineage: Eukaryota; Viridiplantae; Streptophyta; Magnoliopsida; Malvales; Malvaceae
Product: origin of replication complex subunit 2
Exons: 6
Coding region: 682-1011 (109 amino acids)
Biological process (GO): DNA replication
Cellular component (GO): nuclear origin of replication recognition complex; nucleus
Molecular function (GO): DNA replication origin binding
Source: RefSeq, a predicted model, not a curated record